Messenger RNA from Symbiodinium sp. CCMP2456, 1125 nucleotides. NCBI's taxonomy places the organism in Eukaryota, Dinophyceae, Suessiales, Symbiodiniaceae. The record is from the annotation of a GenBank genome assembly.
AUGGGUCGACUCUCCCGUUCUAUGAAGAUCAGGAUCGUCUUGGCGGCUGCGCUCUGGCAGCAUCCGCACAUCUUGAUACUGGACGAGCUGGCAGACUACAUGGACGUCGAGGACAUCCAGGGCCUCCGAAGCGCUCUCGACCACUUUGCCGGUGGCGUCAUCCUGGUUUCCUCGAAUGAACAGCUCUGCAACGACUUCGCCAAUGAGAAGUGGUUCAUGGAUGACGGCGUGCUGCACGUCGAAGGAACCUUUAAGGGUGACAUCCACUGUUCUGCGAAGACGGCAGUGACGCCUUCCGAGGCUGCCCGCCAGUACAUUGCAGACAUCGAGCGGCGGAUGCGCGAGCACCGGCGCAAGCCACUGACAGACAAGGAGCUUUGGCAGUUGGAGGACGAGCUUCACGAACUGAAAGAGGAGCUUUUGCUGAACGACGUCAUGCUCCAAGAUCCGGAAGACGACGACGCCUAUGCCAUCUCGGGGCUUGGCUCGGUGAUCGACGAGCAGCUCGCGGAGAUCCUCCUGGAAGAGUUCGGUGCCGAUCUCAAGAAUUUCCGACAAGCGCAGCGCGACUUCAACCUGAAGCUGAGCCUGCUGGUGGAGGAGAGGCCGGGGGAAGAUCCUGCGUUGGACCUGCUGGGCUUCGUGGCCUACAAGACCUGGGGCCCGCCGGUUCCCGGUGUGAGUGUAGGUGCCGUCGGCGUAGCAGACAAGCAUCGGGGCAAGGGUUACGGCAGGCAGCUUAUGAAAGUUGCUGAAGACCGUGCAGCACUCUUGGGCAUCUCCACCGCUGAGGGCUUCCGGCCUGGCGAAGUGCGGCUGCGGUCUCUGGCCUCUGCGGUGCGUUUCUACGAGCGUCUGGGCUACGAGCGCGUCGAGGAAGACGAGGACGAGGCGAAGCACACACCCGCCUGCCCCGAUCCGGAGCGGCAUGCCGGGGAGGUGGACGAGGACGAUGACGACGGCCCCUGUGUGCCAAUGGUCCGGAAGUGUGCACCUCCGAGCCCACCUACGCUGAUGAAGAUGGGUCCUUUGGUCUCCCCUAAGCAGGCGCCCUGGUGCCCGAAGCUCUCGAGAGCCCUGGAGGAUGGGCCUACCUGGCCAUCCCUAGACCAGUUCGAACUGUAA